Molecule: messenger RNA, 678 nt
Organism: Clonostachys rhizophaga
Lineage: Eukaryota; Fungi; Ascomycota; Sordariomycetes; Hypocreales; Bionectriaceae
Source: the annotation of a GenBank genome assembly
AUGGCUGCGUCACUCCUGAUCACUCCGCGCUACAGCGCUGAGGACUUCGAGACACGGUCAAUAGUGUCAGCUGCGCCAUCAUACAGAUCCGAUGCGCCUUCAUAUCACUCGGCCGACUUACAUCCCGAUGUUCUCCCCGCAUACACUCCUCCAGCAAACCGUAACGAGGCGAACAAUUCGGCCCGCCGCCGACGCACCGCAGAACAACCCCCCGCCUCCCAGCAGCAGACCAUCGGCCUCCCACCUAUUCCUCCUCUACCCCGGGCUGGGGCUCCCAAUAUUCACAGCUUCCGCAUUCCCACCUGGUCGACGCAGAAUGCACCGGCCGCGCGUCAGCUCCACAGUGUUGUUGAGCGACGUCUGAAUGCUGCCUUGGCGGAGCGGAGUAACAGGAGCACCCCUCGAUACCACACUUUGUUGGCCGAUGCGCCGUCGUCUAGCCAGAGCAGACCGCUGGAAGAUCCAUAUCUUGUAGGUGAGCAGGCCGCUGCCCAGGCCCGCCGUGAUCGGAUGAACCGUGAAACUGGAGACGAUAUCCUCAUAAAAGAAGACCAGCACUGGGACUGCUUCCUCGCUCAAAUGAGGGAAUGGGAUGCGCGAGAGAAGAACUGGGCCAAGUUUCGCCGUGACGUCGAUACGGGUAGGCGCCGUAGGAUUCUACGCCGUAUUGGCGGUUGA